CUUGUCGGCGAGUCGCGCUAGUUCUGUAUGAAGGCAGGCAGAGCGGGCGCACCGCGCACGACCAUCAAGAGGUUAUCGGAAUAGAGUCUGCAUUAUUCCGCGAACCCGGAUGUUGCGACCUCCUGCCCGACACGCGACUAUCGAUGGCUCCGAUGACUUGAGCCUUCUAUCGCGUCCAAGUACAGUAUGCCGGGUCGUAUACAGAACAAGGCCGCGCUCAUUACUGGUGCUGGAUCUGGUAUUGGUCUGGAGUCGUCGCUCCUCUUCGCACAGGAAGGCGCGAACGUGCUUCUGGUGGACAUCAACCUCGCCGCGGCGGAGAAGACACUCGCGCUCAUCAAGGAGCGUUUCCCCAACGUCAAGGCGGCUGCGAUCAAGGCGGAUGUGGGCAAGGAGGAAGAUGUGAAGGGCGCGGUAGACAAGGCCGUCGAGCUGUUCGGCCGCUUAGACAUCAUGUUUAACAAUGCAGGCAUCAUGCAUCCCGAGGACGAUAACGCGCUCAACACCGAGGAGCGCAUCUGGGACCUCACGAUGCAGAUCAACGUCAAGGGCGUCUGGUGGGGCUGCAAGUACGCGAUCCUCGCCAUGCGCAAGAACCCGACCGACGAGGCCCUCGGCCUGCACACGGGCGGGAGCAUCAUCAACACCGCGAGCUUUGUCGCGCUCAUGGGCGCGGCGACGCCGCAGCUUGCUUAUACUGCUUCGAAGGGCGCCGUCCUCGCAAUGACUCGCGAGCUCGCCAUGGUUCACGCCCGGGAAGGCAUUCGACUCAACUCCAUUUGCCCUGGUCCUCUGAAGACGCCCCUCCUGAUGGAUUUCCUCAACACGCAAGAGAAGCGCGAUCGCCGCCUUGUCCACCUCCCCAUGGGCCGGUUCGGGGAGGCCGUCGAAGUCGCCAAGGGCGCCCUAUUCCUCGCUAGCGACGACAGCAGCUACAUGACGGGCACCGACUUCAAGGUCGACGGUGGUCUCAGUUCUUGCUAUGUGACGCCGCUUGGCGAGCAGGCCCUUCCCCCUCCCCCUAGCCUCGUAUGAUCGAGGGCUGAAAUGCUGCCCACUCUGGGUACAACAUGUGUACUCUGCUCCACAUCAUGGCGUGUCGUAUCCGUUCAACCAAUGUUGUACAUUAGAAAUUACAAGUACAGAAUAGAUGAUCAUGCGCAAAGCUGCUAGUGUCAAUGCGAGCAACCGUGGGCGUUAGUGGAGUUCCGUUCGUGCAGUAUGUAUCGAGCGAUGCAACUCGUCAGAUCAGGAUUCAGUGUGCCUUCUUGCCUUCGACAGCCUUGAUCCUGGCGAUCUCCUCGGUGAUGCCCUGGUGCACCGACUUCUGAAGCGACGGGUUGUACCCGAAGAACUUGAAGAGGAGCUCCAAGUGCACGAAGAAGGGGGCAAGGACGAGAGCGCCGAGCAGGUUAUCGAGGAGAGCAGGGGCUCGGCCCUCAGCCAAGAAGUGGCCAGCGAACUGGGCGAUCCAAGAGACUACGUGGACGGCAAGCGCCUCGUUGAAGCUGUUCGGCUUGUGGGAGUAAGCCGAGGCGGUGAGGACGAUGAGGACGUAUUCAGGAGCGUAUAUGAGCGCCGCAGUAGGUUCUAGGGCGAAGUAAUACGCCCAGUUGGCUAUCCCCCAGAGAGCAGACCAGUUGAAGUCGAACGCGAGGUAUUCGUUGAACUGGGCAUGGAUCUGAGGGAAGGAGGAAGGGACGGGGAGACGAGAGCCAAGGACGAGACCAGUCCAGACCAGAACGGGAACGAAGAUCAUAUGAAUGGCAACGUUCACCGGGUUAUCAUGGUAGGCACCGUAGAAGAUGAGCUGCUUCUUCACGUUGAGUAGGCCGGACAUGGCGCGUUGGCAAUGAUACAGACGGAGGAGAUGGU
Molecule: messenger RNA, 1875 nt
Organism: Dichomitus squalens LYAD-421 SS1
Lineage: Eukaryota; Fungi; Basidiomycota; Agaricomycetes; Polyporales; Polyporaceae
Product: short-chain dehydrogenase
Exons: 16
Coding region: 187-1035 (282 amino acids)
Source: RefSeq, a predicted model, not a curated record